GGAGGAGUUCCGGGGGCCAGGCGGCCGCCGCGAGUCGGCUAUCCGGAGCUUCGUGAGUUGAGCGCUGCUGCUCCGCGGUGGAGUCACCGCACCGCUCCCAGGAUCAUGGUGUUCUACUUCACCAGCAGCAGCGUUAAUUCAUCUGCCUACACUAUUUACAUGGGAAAAGAUAAAUAUGAAAAUGAAGAUCUGAUCAAGCAUGGCUGGCCUGAAGAUAUCUGGUUUCAUGUGGACAAACUCUCUUCGGCUCAUGUAUACCUUCGAUUACAUAAGGGAGAGAAUAUAGAAGACAUCCCAAAGGAAGUGCUGAUGGACUGUGCCCACCUUGUGAAGGCCAAUAGCAUUCAAGGCUGCAAGAUGAACAACGUUAAUGUGGUAUAUACGCCGUGGUCUAACCUGAAGAAAACAGCUGACAUGGAUGUGGGGCAGAUAGGCUUUCACAGGCAGAAGGAUGUAAAAAUUGUGACAGUGGAGAAGAAAGUAAAUGAGAUCCUGAACCGAUUAGAAAAGACCAAAGUCGAGCGGUUCCCAGACCUAGCAGCAGAGAAAGAAUGCAGAGAUCGUGAAGAGAGGAAUGAGAAAAAAGCCCAAAUUCAGGAAAUGAAAAAGAGAGAAAAAGAAGAAAUGAAGAAGAAGAGGGAAAUGGAUGAACUUAGGAGCUAUUCAUCACUAAUGAAAGUUGAAAAUAUGUCUUCAAAUCAGGAUGGCAAUGAUUCAGAUGAAUUCAUGUAAAAGGAGAAAAGGAGAAAAGGACCUUUGAAAGAUGUGAAUGUAGAGACAAUUGCAGACCUUUUGGUUUCAUCUGUGUUCUGAAGUAUAAAAUACAACCAAAAUUCUACCUUCAUCCUACCCAGAAAUUAUUGAUUUUCAAGUUUUAAAAAAAUUGUACCUUUUUUGCUGACAGAAAAGGAUCAGAUACGUAUAAAAUAGUUGAACUUGACAGCAUAUAACUUAAAGUGAAAAUGUUUUUGCCAGAACAUGUCUUGGUACCUUGUGAAAGCAGGCUGCCCUUGUUCUUGAGAUAGACUUUAAAAUGAACCAGCUCUGAAAAGUACUUCUGCUGCUCUGGUCUAUCCCUGAAAACAGAUGUCUUGAAACACUUUUCAUAUUCUUAAAAUAAUCUUCACUUCUGUUAAGAAGAACAUGUUGGUGGGUAAUUAUGCGAAUGUUUCCCUGUCCCUGAUUUCUCGAUUAGGCGUAUGGGUUUUGAAAAAGAGAUUUUUCAGAAGAUUGUCAGCUUCAGUAUUCAUGUUCCAUCUUGUCAUCUGGGUCUGUUAGCGUAGUGACCCUCAGCGCAGUCUGUCCAAGCGUUUACGUCCUUGCUUCCUCUGAGCAGAGGCCUCCAACUUAGUAUCAACAUAUUUAAAGAAAUUGAUGGUGUUCAUCAAGCUGGGGCCUGUGGCAGUUGUUGCCUGAGCACCAAGUAACCGAAGCCACCUAUGUGACAACUUCUGGGCCCAGGAGUAAUUUCUCAGCAUUGAGGGUAAAAUAGGAUGGAGUGCUCUGUUCAUCAUUUGGGAGAUGUAGGUUACCUGAUUUGUGCCUUAGGAUGCAGCGUGAAGCAGAAGUCCAUAUUGCAAUUAUGAUUUUAGAAGGAACUAAGCAUUUUACUCACACCCACAGCAGCAAGAAUGACCUCCUGCAGCAGAUAUUCCACCUGUAAUAGCACUUUGGAACUGUGGGCAAAACCAAAAGGCUAGUGUUUCCAUUUAUUCCACGUUGGUGUAUGGGGUUGAACUGGAAAAUUCCCUGAGGCAAAACUCACUGGCCAAAUUUUGAGAGGGUAUAGAAAAUGACUUUAGAGAUGAGUGGUUUUGUGUAUGUGUCUGAUGAUAUUCAGUCUGAUGUUCCGCAAUUUUAAAAGUUAUAAUAAAAUAUCAUUUUUUUUAUCUGGAA
This is a messenger RNA of Pan troglodytes (chimpanzee), 1896 nucleotides long. It is a transcript of the gene CCDC25, whose product is annotated as coiled-coil domain containing 25. The transcript has 9 exons. The coding region runs from base 106 to 732 and encodes 208 amino acids. NCBI's taxonomy places the organism in Eukaryota, Metazoa, Chordata, Mammalia, Primates, Hominidae. The record is from RefSeq and is a predicted model, not a curated record.